AUGACAGGUGGAGGCCGCCGGGUCCUCCUCAGCAGCUCUCCUCCUCGGCCUCGUGCCCCGCCCCUCCGUGCGCUCCGCAGGCAGACAGCACACGCACCUCACGGAGCGAGCGGAGAAGAUGGCAGAGCGGCAACAACAGAAGCACGAAGGCAGAGUGAAGAUCGGCCAUUACAUCCUGGGCGACACGCUCGGAGUGGGGACGUUCGGGAAAGUGAAGAUUGGAGAGCACCAGUUGACAGGCCAUAAAGUGGCUGUAAAGAUCCUAAACAGACAGAAGAUCCGCAGUCUCGAUGUCGUGGGGAAGAUCAAACGAGAGAUCCAGAAUCUCAAGCUGUUCAGACACCCACACAUCAUCAAGCUGUACCAGGUAAUAAGUACACCCACAGAUUUCUUCAUGGUUAUGGAGUAUGUGUCUGGAGGGGAGCUGUUUGACUACAUCUGCAAACAUGGACGGGUUGAAGACACAGAAGCUCGUCGUCUUUUCCAGCAGAUCAUCUCAGCUGUGGACUACUGCCACAGGCACAUGGUGGUCCACAGAGACCUCAAACCUGAGAACGUCCUGCUGGAUGCCAGCAAGAAUGCCAAGAUUGCAGACUUUGGUCUGUCAAAUAUGAUGUCAGAUGGAGAGUUUUUAAGGACAAGCUGUGGGUCACCCAACUAUGCUGCUCCAGAGGUCAUCUCCGGAAGGCUCUAUGCAGGCCCAGAGGUGGACAUCUGGAGCUGCGGAGUGAUCCUGUACGCCCUGCUCUGUGGCACUCUGCCCUUUGACGAUGACCAUGUUCCCACGCUGUUUAAGAAGAUCAGAGGAGGCGUCUUCUACAUGCCAGAGUACCUGACACGCCCUGUGGCUUCGCUGCUGAUGCUCAUGUUACAGGUUGACCCCCUGAAGAGAGCCACCAUCAAAGACAUCAGGGAACAUGAGUGGUUUAAGCAGGACCUGCCAGGCUACAUGUUCCCUGAAGACCCUUCAUAUGACUCCACAGUCCUGGACGAGGAGGCCGUCAGAGAAGUGUGUGAGAAGUUUGAAUGCACUGAGUCUGAGGUUGUGGCCAGCCUUUACAGCGGAGAUCCACAGGAUCAACUAGCAGUGGCCUAUCACCUCAUCAUAGACAACCGGCGCAUCAUGACCCAGGCCAGCGAGUUCUACUUGGCCUCCAGUCCUCCCCAGAGUUCCUUUAUAGAGGAGGGCAUGCCGUUGCCCCCUGGUGUGAAACCCCACCCAGAGAGGAUGCCUCCGCUCCUGGCUGACAGCCCUAAGUCUCGUUGUCCUCUGGAUGCUCUCAACACUACCCGACCCAAACCUCUGGCAGUCAAGAAGGCCAAGUGGCACCUCGGUAUCAGAAGUCAGAGUAGACCAUAUGAUAUCAUGGCUGAAGUUUACAGGGCUAUGAAACAACUUAACUUUGACUGGAAGGUGGUGAACCCAUAUCAUCUGCGAGUGAGGAGGAAGAAUCCAGUGACGGGCAACCUGGUGAAAAUGAGUCUGCAGCUCUACCAGGUGGACAACAGAUCCUACCUCCUCGACUUCAAGAGCAUAGAUGAUGACAUCAUCGAGGCGGUGGGCUUCAAGUCAGGUUCAUCCACUCCACAGAGGUCGGGCUCCACAGCCGGUCUCCACAGACCCAGACUGAGCAUCGACUCAGCCAGCCCUGCCAUCGAUCUGCCCCAGCUCAGCUCCUCUCUCCCAGGAUCCCUGUCUGGUAGCUCCCCUCUUCUCACCCCACGUCAGGGAUCACACACCAUGGACUUCUUCGAAAUGUGUGCCAGUCUGAUCACCACACUGGCACGCUGAGGCCCGGUGACUCCUAACCUUCCUGUAAUAUGGAUGUCAGUGGGGUUUUAAGCCAUUUGCAGAUGUGGGAUGUAGAGAGUGUAGCUGUGUGUGGUGACUUCCUUUUUCUGUCUCCUCUCAACCUCUGUUCCACUUGUGUUUGACAGAGAGAGAGAGAGAGAGAGAGAGAGAGAGAGAGAGAGAGAGAGAGAGAGAGAGAGAGAGAGAGAGAGAGAAGAAGAAGAAGGAGGAGGCCUUCAGCAGAAAGGCAGAUUAUUAUUAUUUUUUGUUUUAAAACAGUCCUUGGGUCAGAAGGCCAUCAAAGUGAGUGAUGAGAGGUCGUAGUUCACAGCAGUGAUGGCGUCAGCAAAGGUCAAGUUCACUGUCAGUCCUCUUGCAAAUCCCAUAAAUCUAGUAUCAACUGCUGAAAUAUCUUCACCCACCAGGAACUGAUCGGAGGUCAGUUUUGCUUUUGAUAUGGACUCUGGUUAAAAUUGACACUAACUGUGUGUCUGUAAAAAGUUGAUUUCAGUUAAUUUCAGUUUUAUAUUAUAUUUGGUUUUUAAAGAAACAGCUUUUGUUUUCCAUGUAUAUUAUAUUUAUAUUAUAUCAUAUUACGUAGCUGAAAAGGUUGAUAAAAGUAUAUACCAAAAAUUUGACUUUAUACAUCAGAAAGAAGAUUAUAAGUUAGGUAUGAGAAACAUAUUUAUUUUUUAGAGAUUGUUUUUUAGCAACUGUAGUUCUGUUAUUUCAGCACUGCGCUGACAUAGAGGUUUAUACAGAUUUUAGUAGAUUGUGGGUGAAUAAUGAACCUAGAGAGACGGCAGAUUAAUAGAAUGACUAUAUGUUACACGGAACUGACUGUGUGCUGCAUUUGGUGCUGCAGACAGACACACACCAUCUCACACAAGUUUUCACUACCACUGAAUUAUAUUACUAUAGUUAAAUUAUAUCUCUGAAUACCAAUGGACUCUCCUUGCAUUUCAAAGAUUCCUAUCACUCAGAUUCAUUCCCACAUGAUUAUCAUCAUUGCAUACAUUAAAUAAUUGUCACACACAGUCACCUUUACACGAAUUGAGACGAGUUAACCGCCUCUGAGUCCAAACUGUACAUGAGUAAGUACAGAGGUGAUGUUGAUAGAGUGGGCGGAAAAGGUCAUGAUGAUAAAUCCAUGUGAGAUGUGUGUGUCUGCUGCAAGACAGUAUCAAGCCACAGAAACCUUUUCUCCAGUUGCCUUAAAGAACGCAACACAGUGGUUCUUUACAUACGUAUACAGAGAGUGUGUGUAUGAGCCAGUGUGUGUGAUGCAGAUCAGAUGGGUGAGUGUCCCGUCUUCUUACUGACCUGGUGUGUUAGUUUGGAGGACCCUCGCAGUGGGUUGUGAGCUCAGUGGAGCAGGUGGAGUAAAGUGUGAAUCUGAGAACAAAGAGCUGAGAAGCAGAAACACGAUGCUUUGGUGUUCUGACGCUGUUGGAGCUGUUUCCUGUGUGUGUGUUUGUUCGGUUCAGCUGUUGUCGUCUUUUCAGUCUGCACUCAUUUGUCGAGGCCAGCCGUUUGCAUCACAUACUUUGUGCGUUACUGUAUAUGUUGGUUUGUGGUUCUACAUAUUGAUAAACAUCACGGUGUUAUUAAUUUUAUAAAUGUUCUGCAUUUGCCUGUCAGUCAUACCAGAUUAGUGUUGUCUGCUGUUGUUGUCACUGGAUCUUUUCUGACAGAAUGUAAAGUGGAAGCUAGUGCUGCUCACACUUCUCCUCCUCUGUCUGUCAGGGCUGUGCGUUAUCUCAGUGUAGGUCAUUUCAUAUCCAGAUAAUGAAAAAACUACACAACAUUAUCUGUAUAUCUUAUUGAGAAGUUUAUGUAAAGUGGCCACAUGUAAAGGCAUAUUUCUUAUUACAUUACUUUUCGUCUUGGCAUUGUGUACUUUGGGACGAGUGUUGGCACCAACUCACAAAGCUCAUGUGUUUAUUUCUUUGCAAAUGUCAAGCUGCCAGGAGCUGUUCCCUCUUUUCAUCUUUGCCAUAUUAUCUGUGGGUCUAUUGCAACUACUCCCGUGGUGUUUUGAGUGUGUUGUGUGGAACGGGGUGCUGUAUGAUUAGCAAAUUACAGUUUUCUGGUGUGUACUAGACUUCUCUUACCAGAGCCACUUUUAUGAGACAGAAGUAGCCUCCUCUUUUAGAUACAUGUUCCUCCUUUAGUUAUUGGCUUGUCAAAGUCCUUUGUCCUGUUCGGUAUUACCCCGUUGGGUGUCAAGUUCACUCUCUUCCUCCUUUUUGACUUGUCCUCAUGUAAGUGUCCUGCCUACGUCCAUGCUGUGUGGAAGAAAGCAAAUUUUCAUCCACAUGAAAAAAUAUUACCAUGAAGAGCAUCACAACAAAAUGGAUAUUCUGUCACCUCAUGAUAUAUCUUGUCAUGUCGCACAGCCCUGCAGAGUGUGUUCUCUUGGUUGGUGGUGUUUGAUGGAGAGUUCUGGACUCAUGUCUUUCUACUGUUCUCAGUUUAACACAGAGGAGGAAGAGUUAGUAUCGAAUUUACUUUAGACUGGUCAUUAAAAAUAUGAAAGGGAUAUGUAAUGGUGUUGAUAAGUUAGGAAAUAAAUAAAAACAUGAAUAAAUGCAGUACAAUACUAUACGUAAAUGAAGUAAUACAUUUUGAAAUAUUUUAAGAUCCUACUUAACCUCAGCUCACUAUUAUGAAAUGUUAUUUAUCAUUGUUAGUUUCAUAGACUAGUUAAUAUGGAAUAGCAAUGAAAUAACAUUUCAUAAUGAUGGGUUGAGUUUUUUGUUAUUAAAUUAUGUAUAAUAUUAGUGUAUAAUAUUUCAUGUAUAUUUUGUGUAUUUAUUCAUGAUUAUUUAUUUCUUAUUAUUUGCUAGAGGUGAAGUUGAUAUCAGCCAAAGAUCAGUCAACACAUUUAUAUUUUUGCCUUAUGAGAGCAACAUGAAGAUUUUGGGUUGAAACGGUGAAAGUCCCAUUAUGUGUUACACUGCUCAAACCCUUUAUUACAACAUCCUGUGGUUGUGUGUAGAGUUGUCCACUGUGUGGGACAACACACACACCACUGAGUACACUUUGAUGUCAGAGGGAGAAAGAUACAUGCAACUACACGCACAUACAAACAGACACACACAUAAACACACACACACAUACAAGUAAACACUAAUUCAUGUUCUUCUGUUAAACUUCUCUGUUACACUUUAUUACUGUGUCUUAAUGACUUGUCCUGGGCUACUCUGGUCACAUCAGGAUCAUACUGCAUUCACUCCUGAUGAUACUGCUGCUCAUGACAACACUGAUCCAUGAAGUGCAAUAUCCAGGAGAAGCCGUGGUCCGGAUUUAAAAUCUCCUCUGAUGUAACCAGUAUUCACUGUCAGUAAAAAGUACUGCAGUACUGCACCAUUUCAACUGUAUGCAACUAUCAGUGGCAUGUUCGUCAUAUAAACUCUACUGUGUGUCUAGAGCUGCAAACACAUGCCAGAGGACCUAAUCAAAUACACACUGUCUGUGUCGUACCAAAGUGAAGGUUUGUCAGUCUCUGUCUAUCUGUGGUGGGGUUCUUAUUAGUGUAACCUUAAGUACCCCUGUGUGUGUGUGUGUGUGUGUGUGUGUGUGUGUGUGUGUGUGUGUGUGUGUGUGUGUGUGUGUGAGAGAGAGAAUGUGUCUCCCUGUCUGAUUGGGGUUUGGAUUUCUCUUGUUAUGCACUGCAUGAUAUUGCUGUUAUGAUUUGCACUUUAAUGAGUAUUUAUUGAAAAAACAAUAAACAAACAUAAUUUCUUGA
Messenger RNA from Hippoglossus stenolepis (Pacific halibut), 5543 nucleotides. It is a transcript of the gene prkaa2, whose product is annotated as protein kinase, AMP-activated, alpha 2 catalytic subunit. Gene Ontology annotation, cellular component: cytoplasm. NCBI's taxonomy places the organism in Eukaryota, Metazoa, Chordata, Actinopteri, Pleuronectiformes, Pleuronectidae. Gene Ontology annotation, biological process: protein phosphorylation; intracellular signal transduction. The record is from RefSeq and is a predicted model, not a curated record. Gene Ontology annotation, molecular function: ATP binding; protein serine/threonine kinase activity. The transcript is spliced from 10 exons. Bases 119 to 1792 code for a protein of 557 amino acids.